Molecule: messenger RNA, 2834 nt
Organism: Cottoperca gobio
Lineage: Eukaryota; Metazoa; Chordata; Actinopteri; Perciformes; Bovichtidae
Gene: smyd4
Product: SET and MYND domain containing 4
Exons: 10
Coding region: 62-2419 (785 amino acids)
Biological process (GO): heart development
Cellular component (GO): cytoplasm; nucleus
Molecular function (GO): histone deacetylase binding
Source: RefSeq, a predicted model, not a curated record
AGGCGUGAAACUGACUCAAAACAAACGGUCAUCCGUUGCCCAUGUGGUUUAUUUGUAGUUCAUGAUGGAUCUUCCGUGUGUCCAGUGGCAAGAUCAUGUUGCACAGAAAUGGACCGUACUCGACCCCGAGCUAAAGGAAAAGUUCAUAUCCCUGCUUGAAAUAGAUGAUGUUUUUAAAUGUACCCUAACUCUGACAAACCAAGAUGAUCUGGACUUCUUGCAGUCAAUCUCUGCAGGAUACUCUGUACAGAAGGAUGCAGAGCAAGCAGCAAUAUGCAGGGAGAGGGGCAACUCUUGUUUCAAGACCAGAGACUACACUGCAGCCGCUCUGCACUAUUCACAGGGCAUAUGUUUAGCUCCUCUAAGUUCUGAGCAGCUGUCUCUAUGUUAUGCCAACCGCUCUGCUGCGCUCUACCAUCUGCAGCACUACCAGGAAUCCCUUGAUGACAUUGAAGGAGCUCUGAAGAACAGCUAUCCCUCUCAUCUUUCACACAAACUAGAGGACCGUCGCACACAAUGCCUCAAGCAUCUCGCCGUGGAUCAAAAGGCAAAAGAGGAUCAUCCUAAUUCUGCCUCAAAGAAUCAUAAAGAUCCAGACAAAGUAAAAGGGGAAUCUGUUGGACCUCUCACAUUUGGGAUUUGUCCUCAAGCUGCUGUUGGCUUCAGCCCGGAGAAAGGUCGACACCUUGUGGCUGCAGAGAGAAUAGCAGCAGGGGAGGUGUUCCUUCAUGACAGGCCAUACAGCUGUGUCCUUAUACCAGGGAUGGAGGAGGUGAAAGAGAAUGGAGGAAGGCAGGAUGCAGAGAGAGGAGUGUUGCUUGGAGUGGAACACAGGCGCUGUCACAGGUGUUUAACUGAAACUCUGUGUCCUGUGCCGUGUGAGGGCUGCAGCUACAGCCGAUACUGUUCAACUUCCUGUCAGCGAGACGCUUGGGAGGAACAUCACCGCUGGGAGUGUCCACUGGGAGCAGAUCUGAUGGUGAUGGGUGUGAUGUCACAGCUCGCUCUGAGGGUAACACUAAAGGCGGGGUUAAAAAACAUCCAAAUGGCCAGUGAUCCAAUCCGAGACGAGCACACAAAGCCAGAGGCAAGCGGCCUUAACGGAGAGUCCAGGGAUUCAAAUCAACCCGAUCCUUUCGCUUCAUACUACGGUGACUCUUACCCGAGCGUGUUUCACUUAAGGCACCACCUGGAUCACCACAGCCCUGGUGUGCGUUUCCUGUGUGCGCUUACCGUAGCAACACUGUACCUAAAGCUCAGCAAGGCAGGACCUCCUCCUGCCUCCUGGGACAUUAGCAGACCCUUAGGGGCGAACAGCCAAUCACCAGACAAGGAGGGAGGUCUCGCAAAUUGGAGCUCGGAGAUGUGGCUACUGGGAAGUGCAGUCCUGAGGCACAUCCUGCAGCUAAGGUGUAACGCCCAGGCAAUCCUCAUGUUGCAAGAUACAGGAACGGCAAACUCACCAGUGCAGUCCAGAAGGGAAAUUCGCAUUGCGACGGCAAUAUUCCCAAGUCUCAGUCUCCUGAAUCACUCCUGCUGUCCCAACACCAGUCUGGUGUUCAGCACUGGAACCAGUCUGUCUGCAGAAUUCAGUGACAGUGUGGCUGAGUACAGAAGCACAGACUGUGGAGUCACUGUCACUGUCAGAGCAGCCAAAGUUAUCACUGCUGGACAAGAGAUCCUGCACUGCUAUGGUCCUCACAGCAGUAGGAUGGUGACCCUAGAACGCCAGCGUCUGCUGCAGGAACAGUACUAUUUCCUUUGUCAGUGUGAGGCCUGCAGUCUGCAGAAGCAGCAACCGGAAGAGGAGGAAGAGGAGGGUUCAGAGGGCAGACAGCAGUGCUCAGAUGUUGGAGUGGGUCCACAGUCUGGACUUCUGUGUGGGAAAUGCAAAGCAUCCCUCAAAAAAAGCAGCAGCGACAGAGGGAUAGGAUUUAUGUGUUCGCAUUCAUCCUGUGGUCAUCGUAUAUCUUCAUCUGAAGUGAGCCACAGGCUGCAGGAGAUCAGGGUCGGUCUGGAGAAGGCUGUGGACCUCAUGGAAAGAGAGAGACCAGAUGAGGCUCUGAGACUGUUGACAAAGACCCAGAGUCAGUCUGGACUGAUCCUUGCAGAGUUGCACCCACUACACGGGGAGCUCGCAGAUGCCACGGCCAGAGCAUAUGCUACAAUGGGUGACUGGAAUAAUGCUGCAUCACAUCUGGAGAGAAGCGCUGUAGCUAUUGGCUUCCAGUACGGAGAAGACAGUAUUGAAUUGGGUAGACAACUCUUCAAAUUAGCUCAGCUACACUUCAACGGUGGUGCCAGAGGCCCAGCCCUCGCCGUCAUCCCCACGGUCAGACAACUCCUCUGCCUUCACGGUGGCCCUCACUGUCAAGAAUUACAGGAGCUGCAAGCUAUGGAGGACUGUCUACGAGAAUAGUCUUGCAUAUACACAAGAGCGGAAAUCUUUACAAUAUAAUUAUAGUUUUGAAAUCAGUCAAUGUGAUUGAAAAUAUGUGAACGUUUCUAUUUUUGGACCAUGUAUUUGUAUGUAGUAAGAAAUUGAUAUGUAACUGUUUAUACACACUUGUUUGUAUGUAUAUAUAUAUACAGGUACUUUUACACUGAUAUACAGUACAUCAUUCUUCUGUUUUAGAAGCUACAUGCAAGUCUGCAAAGUUUCUAACUGGCCACAGGUAUACAUUCAUUUGAUUGGGGCUCUCUGACCUCUUGGUGUCCGAAAGUAUCCAUUAAUAAUCUCAAUGUCAUGCUUCAGUGGUAGUCUGGCAUCAGAUCCACCAGGUUACAUGUACUCCUCUAAAUGAAACCACAUUAAAUGGCUGUGUUUUUCUUGA